AUGGAGUCCAUCUAUGGGGUUCCCCAGCAAGCGAUCUUUCCUUCGACACGGCAGGUUGCAGCAGACGAGACUCUUUCCAACCUUGAUGGUGGCUCAAUGCAGAGGGAACUAUGGCGGUAUAGAACGCAAAAGCUUUCGGCUUUGAUAGCCAUAGGUAAUCUCCACCUGGUCGUCUUGUUCGCCUCAGGGAUCAUGGGCGUCAUGUCCAUUCUGCUCCGGUCUGUUUCCGGGUUCCGAAGACCCAAGUACCGGCUUCAUACAGAACCUGGGAAUGACGACAACGAUCCCCGCGGGUCUGAGAUCGUGCUCUCGCUGCCCUACGCGGUGGCGCAUCUGGUCGCGUGCAUUGCGGCGUGCGUUCUCAGCUGGGUAGAGUUGCAGGAUGAUGGGGCGAGUUGGAAGCGAGCGCUUCUGCUGAGUUAUUUGGUCGUGUUGGGCGUGGCUCGGAUCGCGUGCAGGAAGAAGUAUCGGGACGCUCGUGCCCAGUUGUAUGUUCAUGUGAAUGUGAUUGCGCUGGCCGCGCUGGCGCUGGGCGUUGUGCAGGAUGUCGUUCCCAUGGUUAUCGUCGGCGCGACGUAUCGUCCAAGACCGAUCGCGGCGGCGCUGUUGGGUUGUUUAGCGGCUGUGGUGGCGAUAGCGUUGGCGACGCCACGGCCGCGUCGGUCUUCGCCUUCGUUUCUUCCUGACUCGGAGACUGGAGAGCAACUGUGGACGGAUGAUGGGAGGUCUCCGGAGGAAACGUGCUCUCUGUUCUCGUACUACUGCUCGUACGAAUGGAUCACGUAUGUGAUUCUGCGGGGAUGUCAAAAGGAUCUGACGAUGGACGAUCUACCGCCAUUACCGUCGUACGAUGAGCCCUCGAGAUGGCUGAAGAAGAUCAAGAAGCAGCGGUUGAAAGGCGGCAAGACGUUCCGUACGCUGUGCCAGUUGCUCAAGACGGAGAUCAAGACGAUGAUGUGCUGGUCGGCGACGACGGCGGUGGUGGAGUUCGUCGCGCCCUAUGCCAUGUUGCGGCUGCUGGCGUACUUUGAAGAUGAUGAGUCGGCUGUCGUGCAUCCUGCCGUUUGGAUCUCUUUGCUGUUCGUCGGCCCCGUGAUGCGUUCGCUCUGCUACCAGCAGUAUAUCUUCACGGCGACUCGGCUGCUGGUUAGGGUUAAUGUUUCCUUGGUCCAGGAGAUCUAUCAAACGGCGAUGAGGUCGUAUAUAUACGAUGAUUCGGUGGAUAUGUCGAAUUCGGAUAAGAAGGCUAAGUCGUCGCGGAAGGCGGAUACGUCCAAGGGGGCCUCGAAGUCGAGUCAGGCCAAUUUGACUACGCUGAUGUCGUAUGAUGUCGACGCCAUUUACAACUCGCGGGAUAUCUUCCACGUUUCGACAUCGGCACCGAUAUCGAUCACUUUUGCGCUUGUGUUUCUCUAUCGGAUCAUCGGGUGGCCUUCGUUGCUCGGCGUUCUGACUAUGUUGAUCUUGACUCCCUUGCCUGCAUUGGCGUCUCGCAAGGUGUCGAAGAUUCAACGGUCGGUUAUGCAAGCGACGGAUGUGCGUCUGUUCAAGAUCUCCGAGUAUCUGAAUUCUAUUCGCACCUUGAAGUAUUUCGGAUGGGAGAAUGCGGCCAUGGAUUCGAUCAACGGAGUCCGAGGUGUCGAGCAACGUCGCCUCUGGCGGCGGAGUGUCUUCGCAGCUGCCAUCUCGAUGGCCGGGGAUCUUUUGCCGAUGAUGAGCUUACUGGUGAUGUUCUCGACUGUGGUUCUUUUCACUGACCUUCCUCUGCGAGCACCGAUUGCAUUCACUUCCUUGUCCAUUAUGGAAACACUCAGGUCUCAGUUUGUUUGGCUAUCCAACGUCAGCCGGUACACUGCUCAGGGAGCGGAGUCUUUGCGGCGCGUGGACCGAUUCUUUGACACUGCAGGCGAGAUCAAACGGCACCCUGAUGGGCCGUUGGAGCUCAACCAGGCGACCUUCAAGCGUACGCCCAUUGCUGCGUUCAGGCUACAGGAUGUGUCCGUCCACUUCAAGCCUCGGGCCCUCAAUGUAGUGACAGGGCCCACAGGGAGUGGCAAAACGUCGUUACUCUUGUCGUUGCUGGGAGAAACUGUUCUGGAAUCUGGUACUGCCUCCUGCCCUCGCGACGUGGCCUAUGUGCCUCAGGCGCCCUGGCUGCAGAACGAUACGGUUCGUCAGAACAUUCUCUUCUAUAGCGCAUUCGACGAGAUGCGUUAUAGCAUCGUUGUCGAGGCCAGUGGUCUGGCGCAGGAUCUUCGCCAGCUCCCGGCUGGUGAUCUCACAGUGGUGGGCGAGAGAGGGACCUCGCUUUCAGGAGGCCAGAAACAACGGGUGUCUCUUGCGCGAGCUUUGUAUUCUCGCUCCAGCACGCUUCUUCUCGACGACAUAUUCUCUGCCCUUGACACGCACACGACCACGCUUGUCUAUGACAAGUGUUUCCGCUCAGGGUUGCUCUCAGACCGGACGGUGGUGCUUGUUACGCGCUAUCCAGCCGCCCUUCAGGAUGCGCAGUUGACGGUACGUUUGGAGCAUGGAAAGGUGGUUUCUGUCAAGUCACCUACCAGCGUUCAGCCGUCUUUGCUGCCGACGCCGUGCAGCACUCCUACGCUGGGCACAGGAACGUCGACACCGCUCAAUGAGCCGCAGAGGGUGGAGACGGAGGAUAUUCCGUCGGAGCCCAUGACCAACAUUGCGCCGGUUGUGGUUCAGGAUCCGCCAUCUGUGACACAGGACCGGCGCUUGGCUAAGGAGACCACUGCUACUGGACGGGUCCCUCGCACAAUGUUCUUUCGGUAUAUGAUGUUGUUUGGUGGACCAUUGUACGCGCCGCUGGCGAUUCUCGUCACUAUCACCGUGCAGCUGGCGUACUUUGGUAUCACAUAUUGGCUGUCUAUUUGGACUGGCACUUACGAAGAAGACGAACACCCGAAUUCUAUCUUCUACUUGGCCAUAUACGCCAUUUCGAUCAUUGCAUUUCUCUUGCUGCAGCUAACUAAUAAUCUGGUCUAUCAGUACGGAAGCUGGGUUGCUGCCAAGAAGAUGCAUCAGCGACUGGUGACAGCAGUCCUGUCUGCGCCGAUUACCUGGUUCGAUGAGAAUCCGAUCGGACGUGCAAUCAACCGCUUCGGCAAUGAUACGCGGUCUAUGGACACGGUGCUUAUUGACUGGUUGCGCAUGUCGAUCGAAAACGGGCUACGCUUUCUGCUGCGGAUCGCCAGCGUUGCAUCGAUCAUGCCUAUCUUCGCCCUGCCGGCCGCCGUCAUCUGCACCGCUGGAUUCGUGAUCGGGGAGAUGUACACUCGCGCGCAGGUCUCCAUCAAGCGCCUCGUUUCGAUCAACUAUUCUCCCGUCUUCUCUCACUUUACUGAUUCUCUAGCCGGGUUGAGCGUAAUCCGUGCUCGGGAGGGUAUGGAUGAGGUCUUUCAGCGUCUGCUGGCCGAAAGGCUGGCCGUGCAUGCUCGCUCCGCCGAAACACAAUAUAACUGUAACCGCUGGGUAUCGGUCCGCUCUGAUUUCUGCGCCGCCUCGGUGGCCGCCGCUGCAGGAUGCGUGGCCUACUUCUGGUCGGGAUCUGCGGGACUGGUGGGAUUCUCGUUAACCAACGCCAUCGGCCUCAGCCAAACCAUCCUAACACUCGUCCGAUCGAUGAACGAGCUCGAAGUCGAGCUCAACUCAUUCCAACGCAUGGGCGAGUACGCCGCGAUCGAACCGGAAGAACAUCUCACAGACAAGCAGGCCCUCGCCCACUCUGUCCCCGCCAGCUGGCCGGUAUCGGGCCGGGUGGAAUUCCACAACGUUACGGCGCGCUAUCAUCGCGAUGGACCGGACGUUCUGCGCAACGUCUCCUUCGUUGCCAAUCCCGGCGAACGAAUCGGCAUCGUCGGCCGCACCGGCAGCGGCAAAAGCACCCUCGGUCUGUCUCUGCUACGUUUUGUGGACCUCGCCCAGGGCAAAAUCACCAUCGAUGGCGUCGACAUCAGCUCCAUCCUCCUUAACCGCCUUCGCACCAGCGUUACUCUCAUCCCGCAGGAACCUGUCCUUUUCUCCGGCGACGUCCACUCCAACCUCGAUCCCUUUGGCGAUUCCAGCGACACAGAACUCCAGUCCGCCCUGGCCGCUUGUACCUCCUCGAUCCACGUCCCAGAAACCACCCACAAGAACGACAACGACGACGACCACCCAUCCGACCCAACCAGCCCUAGCAAACCCACCUCCACGACAUUCACCCGCCCCCUAACACUAUCGACACCUGUAGCAGCGAACGGCGAAAACUUCAGCCAAGGCCAGCGCCAAGUACUCAGUCUCGCACGCGCCAUGUGUCGGCGCUCGAAAGUCGUGCUACUCGACGAGGCGACCGCGUCCGUGGACCACGAGACAGACAUGCACAUGCAGCGGGUCCUGAGGGCGAUGUUUCCGGAUUGUACGAUCAUUGCGAUUGCGCAUCGGUUGCGGACGAUCAUGGAUUAUGAUCGGGUUUUGGUUAUGAGUGAGGGGGAGAUUGUUGAGAACGACUCUCCUGCGGAGUUGGUUAAACAACAGGGUAUCUUUUGGGAUAUGUUAAGGAAUACGGGUGAGUAUGAGGAGUUGAUCGAGAUGAUUGAUUCAGCUUCGGGGUGA
Messenger RNA from Aspergillus melleus, 4617 nucleotides. RefSeq names its product putative ABC multidrug transporter. NCBI's taxonomy places the organism in Eukaryota, Fungi, Ascomycota, Eurotiomycetes, Eurotiales, Aspergillaceae. Gene Ontology annotation, cellular component: fungal-type vacuole; membrane. The transcript is spliced from 4 exons. The coding region runs from base 1 to 4617 and encodes 1538 amino acids. Gene Ontology annotation, molecular function: ATP hydrolysis activity; ABC-type peptide transporter activity; ATP binding. Gene Ontology annotation, biological process: transmembrane transport. The record is from RefSeq and is a predicted model, not a curated record.